This is a messenger RNA of Dicentrarchus labrax (European seabass), 2406 nucleotides long. RefSeq names its product glucoside xylosyltransferase 1. The record is from RefSeq and is a predicted model, not a curated record. Gene Ontology annotation, molecular function: UDP-xylosyltransferase activity. Lineage: Eukaryota; Metazoa; Chordata; Actinopteri; Moronidae. Gene Ontology annotation, biological process: protein O-linked glycosylation via N-acetylgalactosamine. Bases 1 to 1335 code for a protein of 444 amino acids. The transcript is spliced from 8 exons.
AUGCGAUGCUACCUUCACGCAUUUCUCCUGUGCGUGCUUUUUACCUUCUUCUCACUGUUGUAUGUGUUCAAUCAGCUAGCCUCCACCUUGGAGGACAGAGACGACUGGGAGCUGAAAGAACAGGGGACACCCGACAGGAGCAGUCAUGACGGCGGGCACCUGCUCAGGAAAAUGCCAGGCCUCACAGGCCUUCGAGACCGCGAAGGGCUUGACAGGUGUAAAUCACUGUCAGUUUCUUACUGGGAUCCAUAUUGGAGACUGCCUGCUGAUGUUUGUGGAGUGAACUGCUUAUUGGAAUCAUCUCUUAGAGAGAGGGCAGGCUCUGCAGUCAAGGAACAUAAUGAUGGGAGAAGUCACCUGGCUGUGGUGGCCUGUGGCCCCCGGCUAGAAGAGACUCUCACCAUGUUAAAGUCUGCUGUUCUCCUCAGCAAAAAUCCUCUACACUUUUACAUCUUUGCUGAGGAUGAUCUACAUGACAGCUUCAGAAAUGCUCUGGAUUCCUGGCCCAGGACAGUUCAGACCAAGUUCAACUUCACCAUCUACCCCAUCACUUUUCCCAAGGAGAAUGCAAGGGAGUGGAAGAAGCUCUUCAAACCUUGUGCCUCUCAGAGGCUCUUCUUGCCACUGAUCCUGAAGGAGGUGGAUUCCUUGCUCUAUGUGGACACCGAUAUCCUUUUUCUGCAGCCGGUAGAGGACAUCUGGGCCCUCCUUUCUCAGUUCAAUUCGAGCCAAUUAGCUGCCAUGGCCCCAGAGCACGAAGAGCCACGCAUCGGCUGGUACAACCGUUUUGCCCGCCACCCCUACUAUGGCAAGACAGGCAUCAACUCAGGAGUCAUGCUCAUGAACAUGACACGCCUCAGGGAAAAAUUUUUUCAGAAUGACAUGACAACAGUUGCACUGCGGUGGGAGGAAAUUCUGAUGCCCCUUCUCCAGAAGUAUAAACUCAACAUCACCUGGGGUGACCAGGACCUUCUUAAUAUCAUAUUUCACCAUAACCCAGAAAGCCUGUUUGUGUUCCCCUGUCAGUGGAACUACCGUCCAGACCACUGUAUCUAUGGUAGCAACUGUCAACAGGCUGAACAAGAAGGUGUCUUCAUUCUCCAUGGUAACAGGGGGGUUUACCAUGAUGAUAAGCAGCCAGCUUUUCGGGCUGUCUACGAGGCCAUCCAAAAGUACCCAUUCGGUGAGAACAUGGAGACCUCGCUGCUUCGGCCGCUGGAGGCGUCACUGCAGACCACCACAAAUACCUACUGUGGAAGAGCCAGUCACCUGUUUACCAAGAAGUUAAAACAGAGCAUCAUGUCUGUUCAGCAAGAAGUCACACGGAGAAGAUGAUCAGUACGGCGUUCUAAUAUCAUUCCAUAAUUAGUGUCUAAUUAGUGACUUGGAUUUAAGACACUCCUGUGGAGACAGUGAGCUGGAAACAGACUCAGGUUAACACUGAACCAUCGUCUGUUUACAGACUGCAUAUCGAGACUGUGGAAAUGGGGAAGGGUAAUCUGUGGAACAGGUUAGAUUUUUGUAUUUUAAAGUGAAGCCAAUUGUUUUUACAUAAUCUGUCCAGUGAACACACAAUCAGGUUACAAAUGCUUUCUCACCGUGGUGGAAAAUGCACUGAAUCCACUUUGCCCUGUAGAGAUUUUGGACUUUGUAGCUGACAAGAAGAACACUUGUCUCUAUUCCAGACAAUCAGGUGUUAUUUUUUAUUUUCUUAUUUCAAGAAAUACCUUGCAAUCACUUUGUACAAAUGUCUAACGUCUAAGGAGGGAACAGAAAUGCAGCAGGGUACAAACACACUUAUCCAGAGUAUUUUAUUAGAGUUUUAAUAUAAUUUUGCAUACAAUAUUUGUACUAGUGUUUUUGUCACUGCAGUGUUCACGGGAAAGGGUUGUCAUUAAUUUCAGGUACUUGUUAGUUACGUAAGAAUUCUCCGUUUUUUAUUGAACUGAACAAAUGGUCAUACUUUAAACUUGUAUAAUCUGAUCAGUAUUUAUUACUGUUGGACAUGUUGCAGGAAGCACUUUUGAUGUCUUUGUUAAAAAUGUAACACGGGGCUAUCAUUUCAUGUACUCUGGUAUGGGAGUUUUCAAAGCAUUGUUUACUGUACAUUAUCACUAUUACAUUGUAUUAGUGUUUAAAUAAUUUUAGUAACUUUACUAAUAACGACACAUUUUCCAAAAACUGGAACAAUGGAACAAAAGGAAGCUGUUAUUUUUCAAUCAAGCCAGCAAGUCUUAAAAUCUCCUCGGAUGGAGGUUUAUUAAGAAUUUGCACUAUUGAUUUGAGAAAUUGAGUAUUGUAACAAAACAAAAUCUUAUAUGUGAUGUUAAUGUUUUACUGAAAAUCCAGCAUAGACACUCAAAUGUAUAUCAACUGAAUGGGAAAUAAAUAUUUUAUUGAAACGCA